Molecule: messenger RNA, 3148 nt
Organism: Esox lucius (northern pike)
Lineage: Eukaryota; Metazoa; Chordata; Actinopteri; Esociformes; Esocidae
Gene: c3h10orf67
Product: chromosome 3 C10orf67 homolog
Exons: 17
Coding region: 141-1607 (488 amino acids)
Source: RefSeq, a predicted model, not a curated record
UAGAUGAAAUUCGCAAGUUUUCACUCGGGAAUAAACUGAGGGUGGGAAUCUUUGGUCGAGAUGCCUGUGUCCAAACUGAUGUCUCUGAAUUACCCACAAUCAAGUUACUGUCUGACAACACUGCUGGACUCGUAAGGGAUAUGGAUAUCCUGAAAAAAGACAUUGCUUUGAAAAUGAAGUUCAUACAGGCACACUAUGAGUCCAGACUUCAGCAAGAAGCAGAGUCUUUGUUUACCAGAAUUAAUGACAAAGUGAAGUGUUUAGAGAAUCUUCAUAAGGAGAAAAUAAAUGUUCUUCGGAGAAGUUUUCGACAACAAUUUAGUAAUGCUAUCCAUGUGGUAGGAGCCAGCUGCAAGAAUUACUACCUCAAAAAAGAAGAAAAUGUUUUAACUGUUGCCACUGACACAGAAAGAUGGAAAGAUCUGAUGAAUGAAAUCCAAGAAAAGAACUUUAAGAUAGAGUGCAUGAGUGAACAACUCAGGGGAUUUGAGGAGAGAGUCUUGACAACGAUCAGUUCCGAGGAUGCGGAGGACCCGGAGAAAGAAUGGCUAAGAGAAGAAAAUAAAAAGCUAAAAGAAGACGUUGACUCUAUGCACAUUGUCAUGGAGCAGGUCUGCAAUUCUUUGGAUGCUAAAGAGCAGCAGUUGGAAGAUCUAGCCCAUAAUUUAACUGAUGUCAAAGCAAAGUUAGAGAUUGAGAAGAAAGCCCUGCGUAAGAUGACCAGUGAUUAUGAACAUGUUAAAGCACAACUCAGUGUUGAGAACGAUUCCACAAAAAAGAAGAUGGAUUUGCUGAAACAAGGGCUGGUAAAAGAAAUCCAAAACAUUGAAGACCUCCGAAAGAGUGAGAAACAUGCUGUGGAAGAGGGUGUUGUAGCUCCACUGACUCCAGAUAAGGAGAAACAGGAAAAAAAAGUUUGGACUACUCAGGAGGCUGUCUUAAAAACUCGAACUGCAAAAAAACAGACUGGGGUUGUCGAAGCGGGUGGGGAGUUGAUCCAACAUCUCCAUGAGCUGAAAAGGGUUGAGACGGUACAGAAAAAACAAAUAGAGAGACUCCAGAAGCAGUUGUUUCGCUCCAAUGGAAUAUGGGAGAAGAAAUUUGAGAUUCUAAAGGCGAGCUUUCAUGCCAUCAAGGAUGAGAUGUUCCUGCGACAGACGUUGCAGCGACAGGCAGCGUCACUGCAACACGCCUCAGUCAGCUACACGUCAAUCCUUAGGAAGACUGGUAAGAUGAACGCAGGCUGGUGUCAGUGUCCUAAUGCUACCCUUAUGGACAGUCCUGGUUCUUACCAACGUCCUGUGUAUAAUGGAUUUAAAAGGCCAACCAGCUUUGCCACAGGGACACCUCUGCCCGGCAUAGGUACUGGUGUUUCUCAGAAGCCUGAAAGGACCACCAAGGCCAUGAACAUCGGUGGAUUGAGUGGCAGAGAAACAGAUGGUUCAGAAUUCCAAAGGAUGUGUGGUGAAGACAGUAAACAGGCUGGUGAAGAUGGUGAACAGGGUGAUGAAGAGGAGCUUCAGGAGAUUCUCCCUCUUCCUCCCCCUCCGUCUCGUAUCAGGCAAACAGCAUCCCUCACAGCUGCAAUCUGCAAUCCCUCAAAAUGAGAAAACUAUACCGACGAUGUUUAUGCCUUAUGCAGACAAUUAAACGAAUUAGGAAGUUACAUCCAGAUUUCAGUCAAUCAUGUUUGUUCCUAUGACAAAAAACAACAAAAGCAUUUGUCUUUGCUCUGAGGAAGUGAGAGCAAAGUAUUGGCAUUCAUUUACUGUCAUGAAUAAAUUCAGAGGGCAUUUUGUGUGGGUGGAAUAAUGCCAGAUUGAAUAGUGAAAACCUCCCUAACUGUAUUCAGUCCUUUACCAGAGCUGAGUAUGCCUUGUGGAUAUUCUUUAGCUUUCCGCAUGCCUCAUACAGCACAAAACCAUUGGAAUGCAAGGCUUUGGAGAUACACUCAAUAGCUCUGUGACCAUAGUCACAAUGAGUGUUUAAGGGCUCUAAUACACACAGGCUUUCAGAUAUCCCCUCAGUGAAAGAUGAGGGGACGGAAACAUGCCUCAGCACAUAGCAUUAUGCUUUCUAGUGUGUUUUACUUCCUAUCUAAUAAAUGAAAGACACCAAGUCAGUUAUGUUGAUGAUUUCCAUCAGUAUGUGUUUCUGGAUUUAUAUUUUCGGGUGGAUAUUUCCCAGCAUACGGUAACAGUUCAUUUUUUCUUUUACUAUUUCAGUGGAUGGGAUCUUAGCAGGAUACAGAAACUUCCUUAGUUAAGAGAAUAUCCAAGCAACCAUGUCCCACUUUUCUCUCACUUUCCCAUGGCUUCCUGAAGAAAAAACAAACCCCCACAGUCCACUGCUGCAGGCCCCUUUCAUGUCAAACCUCAUGACAUUAAACGACAAGCUUAUAAUCAAUUAGCAAUUUCCCCGUUCAAUUGAAUGUCAUUUAUUACUGAUGAUGGUUGCAAUAUGACUCCCUCUUUCACUGUGCCAGAGUCCUCUUUAUAGAGAUUAUGUGAUUAUGCAUUACCUCCUUGUUAUUAUCAACAGUCAGUCAUUUGGUGACUUUAAUAAGACACGUUUACAUUCUCGUCUGGCAUUCAAACUGGUCUGUAGCCUAACCGUGUUGUCAUAGAAACUGCUGGCAUAUAUAUAUUAUGUCCCUUAACUGUCUCAGGAGGGUUUCUCAGUCAGUAUGCUGCCUUCUCUUUCAGAGCUUUUGCAUUGGUUGUAAAACAACAAAGUGGGGAAUUUUUGUGUUCGACUCAAAGUAAUUACUUCCCUUAAAUGCUGGAUAAAUAGCAAUUGCUGGUAUGGUGGAGUCCAGCAGAGUUUCAGCAUACAGGGUUAAUCAGAGUCAGUGCGGGCUGGAAACCUUCCCAGCACCAUGGCUCUCUGCCAUCUUAACCAGUCCCCCAAGCUUAUGGUCACUACAGAACUGCUCAGUUAAAGUUUUAUCAUUUCAUACAGCCCUCAGGAGUAGAAGUAACCAUUGUUCAUAACACAAGAUAAAUAUAGCCACUGUCUGCAUACACAAUCCCUACAAAUUAUAAUAUUAUUUGCUACUUUUAUUGCUGAUUGAUUUUGAUGUUCUUCUGCUAUUCCAACAUUAAAUAUUAGAUGUAUUUCCUGAAUAGCUGAGUAUAUGGUCACUUUU